AUAAUUAAAAAACUAACUAAAAUAAAUUUAGUGCUAUACAUGUAUAAAUGAUGACAAACAAUUAGGAAUUGAAAAAUCAGUGACAUCCCAUUCAAAAUCCUCCCCCUCCCUUCGCUGACAUCCUUUUUAAAGGGUGGGUUUCCUUUGUACAAUCCGAUCGCUUGUUUGCUUUUGAUGGGUCUUCGAAAGAUGAGAUUUUGGGAGAUGGGUUUUGAAUCGGAGUUUUGGUGAGUAUUUGGGGCGGUUGAGAAUUGGGGAAUGGAUCGAAGGAGUUGGCUCUGGAGAAGGAAACCAUCAGAGAAGAGUCCAGGAGAGACUGAGAGCUCUGGAUCAGUGUCUUCUGUCUCUGAGCGAUACUCCGAUGAUCAGGAGGCAUUGAAAGGCUCUUCAGUUAACGAUUCCCCAAAUAAUGCUCAUUCACCUGACAUUUCAUCCAAAAUCAUUAGUCGUGAAGUUAAUGAUACUGUAAAGAGUCUUAAUGAGAAAUUAUCGGCUGCUCUUUUCAACAUAAGUGCAAAAGAGGACUUGGUGAAGCAACAUGCCAAGGUUGCAGAGGAAGCUGUUGCAGGGUGGGAAAAGGCAGAACUGGAGGUUGCAACUCUAAAGCAGCAGCUUGAAGCCACAACUAAGAAGAACUCUGCCCUUGAAGACAGAAUUCACAAUCUUGAUGGUGCCCUGAAGGAAUGUGUAAGGCAACUUAGGCAAUCAAGGGAAGAGCAGGAACAAAAAUUUAAUGACACGCUCAUUAAGAAAACCAAUGAAUGGGAGUCCCAAAAAUUAGAGCUUGAGACUCAUGUAACUGAGCUCCAAGCACAGCUAGAAGCCCGAACAACCGAAGCCAAAAUCUCCAUUGACUAUGACCACCUGUUGAAACUCCAAGCCCUUGAGAAAGAGAAUUCAACCCUCAAGGUUGAGCUCCUUGCUGCAUUUGAUGAUCUCCAGAUGAAGAACUUCGAGAGGGAAUUUAGUAUACAUGCAGCUGAAACUGCCAGCAAGCAGCAUCUGGAGAGUAUAAAGAAGGUUGCUAAGCUUGAAGCUGAAUGCCGUAGACUACGAGCUGCUGCAAAGAGGUCAUCACCAUUUAAAGACAACAAGCGCAUAACUAAUUCAGUUUGUGCUGAGAGCCUUACAGAUAGCCAAUCCGAUAGCGGGGACUGUCGCUCUGAUUCAUGGGCUUCAGCUUUCGUUGUCGAACUUGAUCAGUUCAAGAACGACAAGGUCCUGAAUAGUAAUCUCACUUCUUCGUUGGGGAUUGACCUGAUGGAUGAUUUUCUUGAGAUGGAAAGGCUUGCUGCAUUGCCUGAAGCCAAUAAUGGUGUAUCUAACAUUGAGCUUGACAGAAGCACAAACCCAUCAGUUGCUAAAGAAAAUCCAUCAGGGGCCGUGUCUUCAGCUCAACAAUCCAAGAUUAAGGUGUUGGAGGAGAAGAUUGAGAAGAUGGCAAUUGAUAAACAAGACACGGAGCUUGUAUUAGCUGAAACUAGAGAUCAGCUUAAUGCUUCUCAUGAGCAGCUGACAAUAGCCGAGGAUAAGUUGAUUGAGCUGCAGAGGCAGCUGAAUUCUGCUAACGGGUCAAAGCAUGCCUUUGAGAUGGAAGUAGAGUCCCUGGAGUCGAGGAAAAAAGAAUUGGAGUCUCAGCUCGAAGCAAUGAAUUUCAAAGUUAAAAAGCUUCAUGAGAAGGUGGGGUUAGUUGAAAGAAUCUCUGCAGAAUUAGAAAUUAAGUGCCAGAAUAUAGAGGCCUUAACUUUUGAGAAAAAGCAGCUGGAGUCUCAACUCAUGUCAGUAAGUAUGGAAGUCGAGAAGGUAAGAACGAAGGUAGGUUUACUAGAGGGGGAUAUUGUGGAGGAGAGGGCUUUAUCUGCUAAACUUGCAGCAAAGUGUCAGAAAAUGGAGACCAUUGAGGAUGAGAGGAUGAGAUUAGAGGCGAAUCUUACAUCAUCAAAAUAUAAAGGAGAGGAGUUACAACGUAAAGUUUGUUUGUUAGAAGGGAAGCUAGAGGAGCAGAGUGCACUGUCUGCAGAGUUCAAAGCUAAGGUGGAGGGUUUAGAGGAACAGAGAGAAGUAUUAGAGUCACAGCUCGAGGUUUCACAUACGGAAGCUGGGAAACUAAGGGAGAAAAUAAGAAUAUUAGAAAAGGAGCUUGAAACAGAAAGGGCAUUGUCUGCAGACUUGAUAUCUAGGGUGCAGGUGUUAGAGGCAAAGGAUGAGAAAUUGAAUUCUCUGCUUGAGUCAGCACGCUUGGAAGCUCGGAGGCUAGGAGAGAAAAUGGCAAUAUUAGAGAAAGAAAUUGAUGCAGAAAGGGCGUCAUCUUCAAAUUUUGCAGCUAAAUGUAAACAUUGGGAGGCAUUAGAAGCAAAGAGAGAAGAAAUUGAGUCCCAGCUCAGCUCGAAGCAUCUAGAAGUUAGGGGACUUCAUCAAAAAGUGUAUUUGUUAGAAGAGGAAGCUGAGAAACACAGAGAAUUUCAGUCUCAGCUUGAAUCGGCAAAUCUGGAAGUUGAGAAGUUACGUGAGAAGGUGAUCUCUCUGGAGAAGGAAACUGAAGAGGAGAGGAAAUUGUCUGCAGGAUUUGCAGCCAAUUGUCGGAGCUUGAAGGACGAGCUUGAAAGGAUGAAGUGGGAUGUGGAGCUCCAACAGCCUGUACGCGCAGUGAGGGAACCAAAGAUAAGACAGGAAAGAGAGACUGCCGUAGCUGCUGGAAAAUUAGCAGACUGCCAGAAUACAAUAGCUUCUCUUAGCCAGCAGCUGAAGUUCCUGAGAGACUUUGAUCUAAUGCUUGAAACCGAAGAACCAAAUCUCGGUGAUAAAGAGGACCUCAUCAUUCCUUCACUCCCUAAUGAUGAAGAGAGGGGUUUGAUCCAAUCUUCUGCGUAUUUGCCUGUACCUGAGCACGAGAAAUGUUUAUCUCCUAGUAGGAGCUACAUACACAUACAGAGUUAGUAGAAUACAAAGAGAUAUUAGGAAACUACAUAUGACCAGGGAUAAUUUGGUUAUGGAGGAAUAUAAAUUCGAGUGGGAAAUUGCAAGGAAAUGUAAUGUUAUAUAGUUGUAAUUAUGUUCAAUAAUGUGAAUAAUAAAACUCUUGCCCGACAACGCACUUUUCCUUGGAAAGUAAAUAUUUAUGUGACAGUGGCUAUUGCAAAUUUAUCAUAUGUCAAUAAAGAGUUUGGUGUCAAGCAUCC
Asparagus officinalis (garden asparagus) is the source of this 3179-nucleotide messenger RNA. RefSeq names its product filament-like plant protein 3. NCBI's taxonomy places the organism in Eukaryota, Viridiplantae, Streptophyta, Magnoliopsida, Asparagales, Asparagaceae. Bases 259 to 2937 code for a protein of 892 amino acids. The record is from RefSeq and is a predicted model, not a curated record. The transcript has 5 exons.